Molecule: messenger RNA, 1009 nt
Organism: Durusdinium trenchii
Lineage: Eukaryota; Dinophyceae; Suessiales; Symbiodiniaceae
Source: the annotation of a GenBank genome assembly
AGACCUUUUGGCUCGAAGCCAAAGUAUUCCUCCACCUUGACAUCUGGGUGAGUGCCUUUUUUCGACUUUGGGCGAUUCCCUUCCGCCUUGGGCGGGCCGAUGGCGCGGAGCCGGAGACCACCGGAGAUCGUCGGUGUCCUGUUUGGCCUUUGGGUCUUCCAGUUCAUCUCUGCACGGACCUUCAUCUCUCCGCGGCUCCAACCUGCUCGACCGCUCCUCCGUCCCGCGGGGGGGUCCCGCGGGACGGGACCCGCCGCGACGGUGCCAGAGCGAUCUGCAUCUGUGGCGGUGAUUCCCAUCUUGGCUUUGACCCUGGCCUUGGCUCCUUCGGCAAGGCCUCCACGCAGGCUCACCGGACAAAGCCGCUCCAGAUGUGUGCUUCAAGCUGCCACCGCUGCCGCCGUUGAUCGACAGGACUGGCAAAGGUCUCCAGAACUCCUGCCUCCACAGGAGCCGAUGCUCAUUUCCUUGGAUGUGGAUGAGUUGGCCAGCCCGGGCACCACGCGAAGUCCGACGGAUCCCGAGCCGCUCCAGCCGGCCAGAGGCAGCGAGCAGCCGUACACGAGGUCCGGCGGGCGGAGACCACAGGGUCGCCAGCAGCGGCGCCGCUGCGGCGCCCGCCUCUUGGAACAUGCCCGGAGUGUGACACCCCAAGUGCCCGACAGCACAACAGCUGCUUUGGAUAUGAGCAGAGUAAGAACCAAGAUUCAGCUGGGAAUCCGCUGCUCCAGCAUGCGCCCACGGUGCAAGGGUCGCGAGACGAAGACCAGCCCGGAAUGUUCCUCUUCAGUUGGAAGCUGCGUCGCCCAUAAGGCGCGAGUCGAAUUAAGCUCCAGUACCUAUUUCACGUGCAUCGCGAUUUAGCAGAUUUCCCAGGUACGAGUAGAAUUGUGCUCGAGCACCAGAAGGUCUAAAGAUAAUUGAAAUAUCCUGAAGACUUACUGAGUGUUGGCAGUCGGCAGGAUUGCCCGUGCUUGCUCGCUGGAGCUGCCCAAAGUGUCACUGAAAC